Molecule: messenger RNA, 1411 nt
Organism: Scleropages formosus (Asian bonytongue)
Lineage: Eukaryota; Metazoa; Chordata; Actinopteri; Osteoglossiformes; Osteoglossidae
Gene: fbp2
Product: fructose-1,6-bisphosphatase 2
Exons: 7
Coding region: 127-1143 (338 amino acids)
Biological process (GO): gluconeogenesis; fructose 1,6-bisphosphate metabolic process; fructose 6-phosphate metabolic process
Cellular component (GO): cytosol; cytoplasm
Molecular function (GO): fructose 1,6-bisphosphate 1-phosphatase activity
Source: RefSeq, a predicted model, not a curated record
AGCCCCUAUUUCGUUCUGAAGCCAGGCAGCCAAGCCCUCGCCGAGCUCAAAGCCUGUUGUCGACGACGACGACGACACUACUGCCACCACAGCCAGCCGCGCUGCCGAAGGAACCACUUCCCCAAGAUGACAGAUCAAUCACCUUUCGAUGUGGACGUAUGGACCCUGACGCGCUUCGUCAUGGAGACGGGACGUCAGGCUAAAGGAGCCACAGGCGAGCUCACCCAGCUGAUAAACUCCAUCCUGACAGCCAUCAAGGCCAUUUCAUCAGCAGUCAGGAAGGCUGGCCUCGCUCACCUGCAGGGGCUGGCUGGCACGGUAAACGUCACCGGAGAUGACGUCAAGAAGCUGGACGUCCUGUCCAAUGACCUGGUUGUAAACAUGCUGCGCGCGUCCUACAGCACGUGUGUGCUGGUCUCGGAGGAAAACAAGGACGCCAUCAUCAUACCAGCGGAGAAGAGGGGUAAAUACGUGGUGUGUUUCGACCCCCUGGACGGCUCCUCCAACAUCGACUGCUUGGCUCCCAUUGGCACCAUCUUCGCCAUCUACCGCAAGGCAUUGGAAGGUGAGCCCAGCGAGAAGGACGCUCUGCAGCCUGGUAACCAGAUCGUGUGCGCCGGCUACGCCCUCUACGGCAGCGCCACGCUGGUGGCGCUCAGCACUGGUGCUGGCGUCAACUUUUUCAUGUUGGAUCCGGCUGUAGGCGAGUUCAUUCUAACUGAGAGAAAUGUGAAGAUCAAGAAGAAGGGGAAGAUCUUUAGCAUCAAUGAAGGUUAUGCCAAGUAUUUUGAUCCAGCAGUGAAUGAAUACAUAAAGCACAAGAAAUAUCCCGAGGAUGGUAGCGCACCUUAUGGUGCCAGAUAUGUAGGAUCCAUGGUGUCUGACAUUCACCGCACCAUUGCAUACGGAGGGAUCUUCAUGUAUCCUGCCAACGAGAAGAGCCCGAAAGGAAAGCUAAGGCUCCUGUACGAGUGCAAUCCCAUAGCAUUUCUCAUUGAGCAGGCAGGGGGCCUGGCCACCACGGGCACGCAGAGGGUUCUGGACGUGCAGCCCGAGGCCCUGCACCAGCGCGUUCCCUUCAUCGUUGGCUCAUCAGAUGACGUGGAGGAGUACCUGUCCUUUAUUAAGAAGUAUCAGAAGUAACACCUUUACAGACCAUACCCAUAUCCCAUGACCGUGCAGCUACAUAUAUCAUGGGUGGCUUGUAUGUUCUGUGCACAGUGCAGAAAUACAUGUGUCAAAUUAGUCACCGACUCAGUAAGCUUUAAUGACAGCAAGAAGUUUCCAUAACAUGAAAAAAAUGAGCAGGAAGAGCAACGAAUCAUGAGUAGAAACUAUUGUUUUGUGAUUUUUAGAUUUGCCCUUUUCUAUGAAAAGCCCAGAAAAUAAAGUGUUAAAAUUUCACCUCCCA